Solenopsis invicta (red fire ant) is the source of this 1920-nucleotide messenger RNA. RefSeq lists its product as uncharacterized. Bases 1 to 1920 code for a protein of 639 amino acids. Lineage: Eukaryota; Metazoa; Arthropoda; Insecta; Hymenoptera; Formicidae. Gene Ontology annotation, molecular function: nucleic acid binding. The transcript is spliced from 3 exons. The record is from RefSeq and is a predicted model, not a curated record.
AUGUCAACCCAGAUAACAUUAAAGGAGAGUCCGACUUGUUUGGAUUCGGGGAUGCGUCUCAAAGCGCGUUUGGAGCGUGCUUUCCAAAGUGGCACCGCUGAAACACUCUCUCUUCCUAGAUUGGAGCUAGAAGCAGCACUUCUUUUGGCGCAAUUGUACGACAGCGUUAAGACUGCUUUAAAAGGGAGAAUUCGUCAAGUUCAUUUAUGGAGCGAUAGCACAAUUGUUCUUGGUUGGAUAAAGAUGCAACCUCACGUUCUUAAGACUUUCGUUGCCAAUAGGGUGGCGAAGAUACAAGAGUUAACGGCAAGCGAGGCUACAUGGCGACAUGUCCCAUCGGAGGAAAACCCUGCGGAACUUUUGUCUCGAGGUGUCGCUGUCCAAGAGCUCGAGAUUAGUGAUUUGUGGUGGCACGGACCAAACUGGAUUAAGAGAGAUGAUCGAUGUCCAGAACACAUGCAAGAGCCAAGUGAGAGUUUACCAGAAGUAAAGGCUCCGGCUAUCACAUUGUUUACGACACAAGUAACACCCUCAUUUCCUUUAUUGCUGAAACAUGAGUCGUUCGGCAAGAUAUGCAGGAUAAUCGCGUAUUGUUUUAGAUUCGUAGAUGCCGCGAGGCGCUCAGCUGAUGAAAGCAAGCCGAAUAAGCAGCAGUAUAUGGCGAGGUCAAUCGGCAUCGAGGAAAUGAACAGAGCAGAGAAAGUUAUUCUCAAACAGACUCAGAGGGAAGGGUUUCCUCUCGAGCUGCGAAGCUUAGCAAGCAAUCAAGACUUGCCGCGAAAAAACAAGUUAAAAUCACUCAGUCCGUUCAUAGACGAUAACGGUCUGAUACGGAUUGGAGGACGACUAAGGCACGCACGCCUAUCAGAAGAGCAGAAGCACCCCAUCGUUUUACCGGCGAGGCAUCGUCUGGCGCUACUCAUUAUGCGCGAGGAGCAUAUACGCAUGUUGCAUUGCCCUUCAGAACAGCUGUUACACAGCGUGCGACAAAGAUAUUGGCCUAUUCACGGGCGGAGAUUGGCGCAGAAAAUAGUAAGAACAUGCGUUAAAUGUUUUAGAUAUAACCCAAGAAUACCAGAUAUCACCAUGGGAGAUCUGCCCAGGGAACGGGUCAUAAUGCCCACGAGACCAUUCAUGGUAAGGGGUGUAGAUUACGCCGGCCCGUUUCAACUUCGAGAAAGUCGCCGACGCGGACGGCUCCAUGUAUCAAAAGGCUAUGUGGCCUUAUUCAUUUGUUUUAGCACCAAGGCAGUGCACUUGGAAGUGGUGACAAGUCUCACAAGAGCCUCUCGAGAGCUCCAGGAAAUUCAAGAAUUUCUAGAGAAAACAGAACCAGAGAUAAAGUCUUUUAUGAUCAAACAAAGGAUCAAUUGGAGCUUCAUUCCUCCCAGAUCUCCUCAUUUUGGAGGGAUAUGGGAGUCGGCCGUGAAACUUAUGAAACGGCAUAUGUACACGAUUUCUCAAGGAAAGGUGCUUACCUAUGAGGAAUUCAAUACUUUAGUGACUGAGAUUGAAGCCGUUCUUAACUCACGUCCUUUAACGCCAUUGACCAGUGAUCCAUCAGAUUUUAACGUACUUACUCCUUCUCAUUUCCUUAUAGGCGACUCACUCACUCAACCUGUUCAACAUUGUUUGCUUAAUGUUCCGGAUAAUCGUUUGUCUCACUGGCAGCAUUUACAGAAACUACGUCAACAGUUAUGGCAACGAGAGUACUUGCAGGAAUUGCAAAGGAGGAGCAAAUGGUUUGUUUCUGACGCUAAUGUUGGAGUGAACACUCUCGUUCUACUCAUCGAGGAUAACGCUCCCCCCUUCAAGUGGCCACUGGGUCGAGUGGUUGCAGUGCAUCCCGGCGCGGAUGCUAAAGUUCGAGUCGUGACAGUCAAGACAUCGACAGGGUCCUACAAGAGAGCUGUCAAGUAG